GAAUUGCCCAACCUUGAAACAAGCGCGUUUGUCAAGGUCCUUGCACUGUCAUUACGAAGCUUUCCAAUGCCUUUAGAACGCCUUGAAGAAGAGGGUCUUGAGAAGAUCCCAAACCUCAAACUAGCACAAUGGACUUUUCGUGCUGGAUUAGAAAAGACACCUGGACCAUUACGUAAGAAGCUGUUAGAGAAAAUUACCAAGUGUAUCCAAGAUGAUAAUAUGGCUCCAUAUUACGAAAUCGUGUGUAAAGAACUUAAUCUACCAGUCGAUCAACGAGUCUUGAAAUCCAUGCAGUCAGUAAAUGAAGCAAAGACUAAGGAGUUGGAUGCAAAGAUUAAAGAUGCAGAAGAGAAUCUAGGUGAUACAGAAAUCAGGACCGCAAUGAUGGAAAAAGCUCAUUAUCUUAGUAAAAUCGGUGACAAGGAAGGUGCCCUGUCACAAUUUCGACUGAUUUUAGAUAAAACUUUAAUGCCAGGCUUUCGAUUAGACACCAUUUUCCAUAUUAUUCGGAUUGGAUUCUUUUUUGGUGACAGAGAUUUGAUUACAAAGAAUAUAGAAAAAGCAAAUAGCCUAAUUGAAGAAGGUGGCGAUUGGGAUAGACGAAAUAGACUUAAAGUAUACCGUGGCUUAUACAGUAUGUCAGUUCGAGAUUUCGAUUCUGCUGCUAAAAAUUUCCUUGAUGCUGUCGCUACAUUUACAAGUUAUGAAUUGAUGGAUUAUAAAACAUUUAUCAUUUAUACAGUUAUGUCUGCAAUGAUUGCGCUUAAACGCCCGGAUCUUCGAGAGAAGGUUGUUCGUGGAUCAGAAAUCCAAGAAGUUUUGCAUGGAUUACCGACUGUACGUGAAUAUCUUAUGUCGUUAUUUGAUUGUCGUUACGCUGACUUCUUCCUUUCUCUUGCUGGAGUUGAACAAUUCAUAAGUUGUGAUCGUUAUUUACAUUUGCACACAAGUUAUUAUGUUCGUGAAAUGCGUAUUCAUGCAUUAUGUCAACAUUUGGAUUCAUACAGUAGUUUAAGCUUGGAUAGUAUGGCUGCAUCAUUUGGUGUAACUCCAGCAUUUUUAGAUGCUGAAUUAUCACGUUUCAUAGCUAGUGGUCGAUUGGCUUGCAAAAUGGAUAAAGUUUCAGGCAUUAUUGAAACAACACGCCCUGAUAAUGUGAACUUCCAAUAUCAGACUAUGAUCAAACAAGGUGACAUUCUGCUUAAUCGAAUUCAAAAACUCAGUCAAGUUAUCAAUAUCUAAUAAAAUACUGUUAUUAUAUAUAUAUAUAGAUUUUUUCUACCUAAAGUUGUUAUUUAACAUACCAUAGUAAUUCAGUAAUCAAGUUUUGUAUACAACAAUUGUUCUUGUUGUUGAAAAAAAUCGCUUUCUUUUCUACUCA
Schistosoma turkestanicum is the source of this 1381-nucleotide messenger RNA. Lineage: Eukaryota; Metazoa; Platyhelminthes; Trematoda; Strigeidida; Schistosomatidae. The record is from the annotation of a GenBank genome assembly.